This is a messenger RNA of Prunus armeniaca (apricot), 3159 nucleotides long. NCBI's taxonomy places the organism in Eukaryota, Viridiplantae, Streptophyta, Magnoliopsida, Rosales, Rosaceae. The record is from the annotation of a GenBank genome assembly.
AUGGCAGAACAAGUUAAUCACAACUCGAUUGAAACUCUCAUUGGCUCCAACUACUCCAAAUGGAGGGAAGAUGUGGAAAUUGCUCUAGGAUUGCUGGACUAUGAGAUAGCUAUUGAAGAAGAUGCUCCUGCAGAACCUGAUGCAAAUGCAUCUGCUGGAACAAAAGCAAAAUAUGCCAAGUGGAUUAAGGCAAACAAAAUGGCUAUUUUGAUAAUGAGGAGGUCAAUUUCACCAUCUGUCAGGGGAAGCAUUACAUCCUGUGACAAUGCCAAGAAGUUUAUUGAUUCCAUUGGGGAAAAGUUUCGGGAAUCAGAAAAGGCUGAGAUUGGAACUCUAAUGGGACAGCUUACUGAUACAAAAUACAAUGGGGAGAGAUGUGUGAGAACACACAUACUAAACAUGCUGGAAAUUGGGAACAAACUGAAGGCACUCAAAGUCAAUGUGGAUGAAACUAUGAUGGUACACUUUGCUAUAAAUUCUCUGCCUAGUACUUUCAAGCAUCUUAGAAGCACGUAUGUGGCUCAAAAGGAGAAGUGGACAGUAACUGACCUCAUAAGCAUCUGUGUGCAGGAAGAACAAAAUAUGAAGAAGGAUAAGGCUGAAGAAAAGAUUAAUAUGGUUCAGAACAGUUUCAAAAGGGAUUUUGGAAAAGGAAAAGACUUUGGGAAGAAAAACAAAGGAGAAAAGGAAACUAAAGGUCUGAAACCAGAAGGACUCAAAUGCUAUUUCUGCAAGAAGUUUGGACAUAUGAAGAGGAAUUGUGACAGAUACAAACGCUGGCUAGAUAAACAGAAGGCUAAAGGAAGAAAUCCUGGACCUUUUGCAAAGUUCUUACAAGAAGAAGGAAUUGUGGCUCAAUAUACUAAUCCAGGUACACCACAACAAAAUGGAGUGGCAGAGAGACGAAAUAGAACAUUGAUUGAAAUGAUAAGAAGCCUAAUGAGUUGUUCUAAGCUUCCAAUUUUUCUUUGGGGGGAGGCCUUGAAGACAGCAAACUAUUUGCUAAAUAGAACUCCUACGAAAAGUGUGAACAAAAUUUCUUAUGAGGUAUGGUGCAAUAGAAAACCUAGUCUCUCACAUCUCAAAUUCUGGGGAAGCAAGGCAGAAGCAAAGUUCUAUAAUCCAUCAGAAAAGAAGCUGGAUUCCAAGACAGUAACAUGUUAUUUUGUGGGAUAUCCAGAUAGAACAAAAGGGUAUAGGUUCUACUGUCCCAACCACACCACAAGGUUCAUGGAAACUCAAAGAGCUAUUUUUAUUGAAGAUGAAAAUGAUUCAGACACUGAGGAAAAUUUUGAUUUUGAUGAAAUUUUGGAAAACAAGGAACCUGCUGAAAAGGAAAAUAUGCUGAGAGAUACAACUAUCUUACCAUUCACUGACUUGAAUGACAAGCAAGUCUCACCAAAUCAUGAUCCAACAACUGAAGCUCCACAAAUUGCACCAGAAAAUAUGCAGACAGAUCAACAAGAACAGCAGCCUUCCAACCCAGAACUGAGAAGGUCACAAAGAACUAAGAGACCUGCUCUAUCAAACGAUUAUUAUGUCUACAUGCAAGAAUCAGAACAUGACAUCAAUACCAUAGAAGAUCCUCUGUCUUAUAAGCAGGCUAUUCAAAGUGACAACUGUGAUAAGUGGAUAGAAGCAAUGGAGUCUAAACUCCAAUCAAUGAGCAAGAAUGGUGUAUGGAAGCUUGUUGAUUUACCUCAAGGAUGUAAACCAAUAGGAUGCAAGUGGGUUUACAAGACUAAAAGAAACUCAAAGGGACAAAUAGACAGAUACAAGGCACGACUAGUAGCAAAAGGGUUCACACAACAAGAAGGAGUGGAUUACAAUGAAACUUUCUCACCUGUGUCAACCAAAGAUUCCUUAAGAGUUAUAAUGGCAUUAGUGGCACAUUUUGAUCUUCACCUUCAUCAAAUGGAUGUUCAAACUGCAUUUUUGAAUGGAAACCUUAUUGAAGAAAUUUACAUGAAACAACCGGAUGGUUUCAUUCAAAAAGGGGAAGAAGAUUUGGUUUGCAAGUUACAAAAAUCAAUAUACGGAUUAAAACAGGCUUCUAGGCAGUGGUACUUGAAGUUUGAUGAAGUAGUGAAGUCUCAAGGUUUCAUUGACAAUCCCUUAGAUGAGUGCAUUUACCAAAAAUUUCAAGGGAGACAUUAUAUUUUUAUGCUGUUGUAUGUUGAUGAUAUUCUCUUAGCAAGCAGCAAUCUGUCACUACUACAUGACACUAAGAGAAUGCUAUCAAACCAUUUUCAAAUGACUGAUUUGGGAGAGGCAAACUAUGUGCUAGGAAUUGAAAUAAGCCGAGACAGAGAAAGGGGGCUACUUAGUCUAUCACAGAAGGGAUAUAUAGAAAGGAUACUGAAAAGGUUCAACAUGGAAAACUGCACAGGUUGUGAUGUUCCAUUCUCGAAGGGUGAUAAAUUGAGCAAUGAACAAUCUCCCAAAACUGAGCAAGAGAAGUUGGAGAUGCAGGACAAGCCCUAUGCCUCACUUGUUGGAAGCUUAAUGUAUGCUCAAGUUUGCACAAGGCCAGACCUUGCUUUCAGCAUUAGUGUUCUUGGAAGGUUUCAAUCCAAUCCAGGCCAAGCACAUUGGGUAGCAGGCAAGAAGGUCUUGAGGUAUUUGCAAAGAACUAAAGAAUACAAGCUGGUUUAUCGAAGAGUUGAAGAAUUGAAACUGGAAGGAUAUGCAGAUGCGGACUUUGCUGGCUGUUUGGAUACACAAAAGAGUACAUCAGGUGUUGUGUUUUUGUUUGCAGGAGGAGCAGUGGCUUGGAGAAGUGUCAAACAACAAUACAUAUCAACCUCAACCAUGCAGGCUGAGUUUCUAGCAAUUUAUGAAGCAACUUCAAUGGCUAUGUGGCUCAAAAAUUUUAUGUCAACGUUAAAGGUCAUGGAUUCCAUACAAAGGCCAAUCCAAUUAUGGAAUGACAACAGUGCUGUAGUUUAUUUUGCAAAAGGAAAUAAAAAGUCAGGAGGAUUAAGACACCUGCAGUUAAAGUUUUUAUCAGCUAAAGAAAAGAUCCGAGAUGGUCAUACAGCUUUAGAUCAUAUUGGAACAGAUUUUAUUAUUGCAGAUCCCCUGAACAAAGGCUUGCCUAAUCAUGUUUUUCAUAGGCAUGUUAAAAGCAUGGGUUUGCAGAUCAGUUUUGAUUUUUAA